Molecule: messenger RNA, 1772 nt
Organism: Brassica oleracea var. oleracea
Lineage: Eukaryota; Viridiplantae; Streptophyta; Magnoliopsida; Brassicales; Brassicaceae
Product: eukaryotic translation initiation factor 1A-like
Exons: 1
Coding region: 1207-1653 (148 amino acids)
Biological process (GO): translational initiation
Cellular component (GO): cytoplasm
Molecular function (GO): RNA binding; translation initiation factor activity
Source: RefSeq, a predicted model, not a curated record
GCUUUCGUAGUGUGGUUUUGAGUCUUGAAAGCAUUUUAGGACUUAUGGUGAUGUGAAUGUUUCGAGUUCUUGUUUUACAUUCCUAAAGGACAUGUAUAGGUCCAACAGUCCAAGGUGACUAUACUCAUAACUUGAGAGACUUGCAAAACUUUGAUCCUGUCUCUUACGGUCUUAUUCAGUACGGAGUGUUAUUAUUGUACAAUAUAUUAUGAUAGCGGAAUCUACCAUAUAUUUUUGAGGUUAGUUCUGAUUAGUUUCUUUUUAACAUUCCCAUAGCUAGUCUCAAUUUUCAUGUUUAGCCAUUCCAAGAUUUUGGAUGGCUUACCCAAGGUGCAUUGGGCUAGUGGUUUAGUGCUUGGAGUAGGUUCCAUUGCAUCCCUAGUUCGAUUCCCAUGGGGAGGGGUGCUUUACGCCAUGUUAUCGGUAUCAGCGCAGGCCGGCCCCGGGCCUAGGAAGGGAUUAAGGCCGAAGACCCGAACCCUUCCUGGUUAACCAAAAAAAAAAAAAAAAAAAAGAUUUUGGAUGGCUUGGAGAGACCACAUGAAACGUCCGACUAUGUUAAGAUGAGUGUAACUAUUAUGUAUGUGGUGUGUUUCAUGGAAGAAAAAAAACAAGAACUGAGGAUGAUUUUUUCUAAUUAAUAAUUGAAAAGAUGGUUUUGUGUAAUUUGCUAGGAAUAAACCGGUUGUGCGUAGACGUCACAAAACCAGUUUAAUUACGAUAAUUGAGUCGGCAUUAUGUCUAUGAAAACCAACUUGAUUUCGACAAAGAUUUGAUAUUGCUUGCUUCGCAAGCUUUACGCUAGACGGAAAAUCUAAAUUCACUAGAAAAAGGAUCAAGCCAAUUAAUCUCUUUUUACUUUUUAGGUCAAGAAAAUCAAAUCAAUCUAUAGAUAAUCGUUUCAUAUAAUUCUGUAGUGAAACAAGAUGGGCUUAAAGUCUCUCUGACCUAGUUUCUUGUUUUCUAUAAGAAGAUAAAAGGAAACUGAGCAAAAAGAGUCGGCAAAGACAAGAAAAAAUGGAAAAAGUUGAUUUCAAGUGAAAAGGAAACUACAUUGUAGUUACUACAAAGCAUGUGGCUAUAUAAGGAAGACGUCCUCCAAAAUAAUCUAAGAACAAUAAAGACAGAAAGAGAGAACAAGCGAGAAGAGAGCAGCAAGUUCAUAUCUAAGCUCAGCUCUUAAUUUACACUUUAGGCUUUUAAAUCAUGCCGAAGAACAAAGGAAAAGGAGGAAAGAACAUUAAGAGAGGUAAAAAAGAAGCAGACGACGAUAAACGAGAGAUCAUAUUCAAAGAAGACGGUCAAGAAUACGCUCUAGUCCUCCGUAUGUGCGGCAACGGACGGUGCGAAGCCAAGUGCAUAGACGGAAUCACGAGGAUGUGUCACAUCAGAGGUAAGAUGCACAAGAAGGUUUGGAUUAGCGCUGGUGACAUCAUUCUUGUCGGACUCAGGAUGGAUAUGGACAACGACAGCAAAGCUGAUGUCAUUCACAAGUAUACUCCAGAUGAAGCUCGUUUUCUCAAGAGUUGUGAUGAGCUUCCUCGUGACCUUCGUCUUAACGAAGGGGUUGCUGGUGUGUUUGAUGAGGAGGAUGACGUUGAUUGUGGUCGGGACUAUUUUGAGUUUGGUGAUGAUGAGAUUGAUAGGCUCUAAAAGCUUUACAUGUAUUUUUAUUUAUUUUUUACUUUAUUCUUCUUACUAAUAAGUCUCUCAAACUUGAUUGAUGUCUUCUCUCAGAUUUUUGUCAGUUUAUAAAAUAUUCUCAUUCUUUA